AAGCCUGUAAUAGCUAGGUCGCUAGCCAGCUGUUUUAAUUCUGGUGGAAUUACCGUGGUGACACGUUGUUAAACAGCAUAACGCCAAUUAAUUCGUUUAAUAAGGACAGAGACGACACAAAAGCCACAGCCGAGGAAUAACAUACACUUUCAAGUCACCAAGUCAUAUUACUAUGGAGGAGCCAGAAAAUAAUACUAUAGAUGUUACUGUUAAGACUCUGGACUCACAGAGCCGAAGUUAUACUGUGAGAUCUCAGAUCACAGUGAAAGACUUCAAAGAGCAUAUAGCUCCAUCAGUUGGAAUACCUGUUGAUAAACAGAGACUUAUCUACCAGGGAAGAGUUCUUCAGGAUGACAAAACUCUGGCAGAAUACAAUGUAAAUGGUAAAGUCAUCCACCUGGUGGAGCGAGCCCCACCUCAGACCACCCAGUCAGGUUCUGGUUCAGGUGGAGUACCUGGGACUUCAGGAAGCUCACAGGCAGAAAAUGGCACAACCUCUCAGGGCGUAUCUCACGGAGCCACACAUGAUCGCAACGCCAACAGCUAUGUCAUGCUCGGGACCCUCAAUCUCCCAGUGAACAUCAUGGACCCCCAGCAAAUUCAGAUGUCGAUACAGCAGAUAAUGGCAGGUCUGGGAGAGGGUGUCAGGAAUGCACGAGUCAGCAGCACUAAUGGGAGCAAUGGCUCAGUAAACGUGCAUGUUGAUGUGGAUCAGUCUCUGCAGAGUGAACCCAGGCUGCGGCUGAUCAUGGCUGAGAAUCUGCUGAGGGACACCAUUGCGCUGAUUCAGAGACUGGAGGGUCAGCCUGUGGAUGGCUCCUCGCCUCCAGCGGACUCUGCCGCUGCUGCUUCAGCCACUUCCACACCUUCUCCUCCUGUCCAGCCAAUGGAUACUUCUCCUCCUCCAACCAGCUCCCCUCCAUCAUCCUCUAGCUCCACUCAGACUGAUGGAGCACCUCCUCCUUCGUCAGGCCACAAUCACCCAAGUCCUGCAGAGCUGGUAGAGAUGUUGGGAGAGCUGAGGAGAGUGGAAGAGAGGCUUCAGCCAUUCAUCCAAAGAGCUCACUCCAUCCUGGAAGCAGCCACCACCGCUGACUACAACAAUAAUACCCAGGAAAGAGAGGAGGAUCAGCAUGUCCUGAACCUGGUGGGAGAGGCUCUUCGGCUUUUAGGAAAUGCUUUGGUCGCAUUAAGUGAUUUGCGCUGUAAUCUGUUGAGCGCUCCUCCCCGUCACCUGCAUGUGAUCCGACCCUUCUCUCACUACACUUCCUCCGUUUUACCACCAGGUGGAGUACAUCACAUGCCCAUUCAGGUUAAUCUGGGAACCACAGUGACCAUGUCAGCCAAUGGCAGACCAACAGCUGAGAGUCAACCUCAAUCUGCUGAUCAAUCAGAGCAGCAAGGGCAGGAACAGACGCCCACCCAACAGCCAGGUAUGGGCACUCAGCAGAGGGGACAGUCAGGGCCCAGAGUGAUUCGCAUAAGCCAUCAAACCGUGGAGCCAGUGGUGAUGAUGCAGAUUAACAUUGAUGAAAAUGGAGGCAAUGCUCAGACUCCUGGACAGCAACAUACUGCUGGAACUGGACAGCCUGGUGCCGCUCCUAAUGUACAGAUUCCUGGUCUACCUCCAGAGUUCAUGCAGACCAUCAUGAACCAAGUUACCCAGCAAGCCAUGGCUAUGGCAAAUGCUGCUGCUGCUUCUACUGCUGCUGGUCAACAGGGACAACAAACACCCAGUCCUGGCACAGGUUCAACGGGCACAGGUUCAACGGGCACAGGUUCAACGGGCACAGGUUCAACGGGCACAGGUCCAACUGGCACAGGUCCAACUGGCACAGGUCCGUUCAGCACAGGCCCUGUUCCUCCCCCUCCUAUGCCCCCUCACCCUCCUCAGGCUAGAGUAGUAUUUACUCUGCCUCCCUUUGCCCACCGUAUGGCAAACCCGUCCUUCACCACAAGAGGCACCGGCAGUAACCUGAGAUUUGCUGUUCCUCCAACAAUGGGCCCGCAGCCUGGCCAGGUUCCACCUGUGAAUCCAGCUGUUCUUAAUCAGAUGAUUAGUGGACUGGUAGGCCAAAUUUUGACUGGGGUUUCAGGCCAUACAACCAGCGAAGCCACCACAUCAUCUUCUCCUCACACGUUUACGUUCUCCACCUCAUCUUCCUCUUCAUCCUCCAGCUCAUCCUCAUCCUCCACCUCAUCCUCCACUUCAUCCUCCUCCUCUACUUUUUCACCAACAUUCCAAACUGCCACUAGUGCCUCAGGACCCACACAGUCCACAAACACUGCUGCUAGUGCUGCUCCUCCACCUGGACCGACCCCUGCACCUCCUCAGGCAGCUCCUUUUGGAGGAAACUUGGAACAGCUCCUGGGCUCUGUCCUGGGAGGAGGGAUUUCUGCUUCUGGUCAGGCUUCAGGAGCAAAUCCUUCUGUCACUGUGACCAUGCCUGGAAUACCUGCCUUCAUUCAGGGGGUCACUGACUUUCUACAGCAGGCCUCCCAACAGACCCACUCUCAGCCUACAAGUCAGCCUUCCGGCCCCACGCCUACACCUCCAGCAGGUGAACAACAGCCACAGUCAGCAGGGAAUGCACCUGAGGAAGUCCUGAACACAGAGCUUUUUACUGGAAUAGUGCAGGGGGUUCUGUCCACCAUGAUGGGCUCUCUAGGUGCCCCUCAGGGCAAUACAGAAAGCAUCGCUCAGUUCAUUCAGAGACUCUCCCAAACCAGCAACAUUUUUACCCCCAGUUCAGGAGAAGCUAUGGGUUUCUUUGGAGAACUUUUGACUCUCAUUUGUCAGAACUUCUCCAUGGUGGACAUGGUGCUGCUGCUUCAUGGUCAGGCUCAGCCUCUAAGCCGUAUCCAACCACAGCUGUCCCAGUUCUUCAUAGAACACUACCUGCAGGGCAGAGGGCCCACAGAAUCCAACAUUAAUGCAGCGGCUGAUGAGUUAGUAAGAGAACUCGAGGGAUACAUCACAGAGAGUUUUUCAACAGUCACAGUUCGAGAUGGGGUCGACAUCACCCAGACAAACCGAAUGUUUUUAAGACAGCAACUUGCAACCCUAGCCAGUCACAUUCUGCAGUGCACAGACCACACGUUUGGACCUUGUUUGCUGCAACUGUGCAACCAGGCUCUAUUUGAAUGCUUGGCCCUCAAUAUGUUCUGUCUGAGAGGAGAGCAGAGUGCCCUUACUGCAGUCAUUAACAACCGCAUUAGGACCAUGUCUGCAGAGGUAAACCCCAGUGUAGUGAGCUGGUUGACUAGUAUGAUGACUAUGAGACUGCAGGUCAUUCUGGAGCACAUCCCAGUUACAGAGGAGCAAAUCCUUCAUUACAUUGUCCACACUCAGGGUGAAGAGGCAAGAGAGGCACCCAUACGUGAAUCAGAACCUCAUCCUGUGGAGAUGGAUGACAGUCUCUCUCCAGUCCCAGCAACUACAGCAGAGGAGGCCAUGGAAAGCUCCCAAGAAGCAGAGGCAGUUGGAUGUUCUGCUGGAGAGACAGUGGGAGCAGUAGGUGGUGCGGAGCCAGGAGAAGGUGCGGAGCCAGGAGAAGAAGCUGAGGCUUGGGCAGCUGCGUUACCUCCUGAAUGGGUGCCCAUUAUCAGACAGGAUCUGGUAACCCAGAGGAAAAUAAAGACUCAGCCUCCUAUGUCUGAUGCCUAUUUGCAAGGGAUGCCUGCAAAACGUAGAAAGACAGCACAAUGUGAAGGCCCCAGACUCACUCUCUCUGAGGCAGUAAGCCAGGCUGCAAGGGCAGUCGGUGUUACUCCAGUCACGUCAACCAGUGCCUUACAGGAAGACCUUGAGACACCAGAGCUUCAGGAGGCAUACACACAACAGGUGAAAGAGGACAUUAAGAAGCGAGUAAGAGACGACCCUGACUACAGUUCUAGAAGAUUUCCCAACACACACACAGCCAUUUCACCAGACUCCUAACUAACCUGCGUGCUUCCACCCUAUGCUUCCCUGUGUCACAUGUGUACGCUUAUUUCUGUUGGGUUUUUUUAAUGAUUUAAAUAAAAAAGCGACACUUGAUGUAAUCAGAAGAUUUUACGCUGUUUUCAGGAUGCUUCCUUUUCAGGUGUUAAAUUAUUACCAGUGCAUUGUGGACUGUCCAGGUGAAGUCAUGGUACCAUUUUGCUGCUUCUAACUAGAAAUGCAUGGCUAAAGUCGAAAAGAAUUAAAAAGGAAACAGAAUGUUCCAAAAGCCACAGUCAUAGAUGAGUGUGUAUAAAGGUAAGGAUGGUCAUGGAACGUGUAUGGGAUGUGUUAACGAGCCUGACACAAUGCUGAUUGAAAUACUUUUUAAUCCCUUCAUUAUCAGCACACAAAUGAAAUAAUUCUUUAUUCUGUAUUCUGUGCCAAGAUCAUGAUUCAUGUCUGUUUUAUGCAUUUGUUACAGUAUCAUGUAAUGACCUAAUGAGAACAAACAUUACUGAAUCUAGUGUUCAGAGAAGUUUUCUUUCUGAUGUGGGUAAAGCUUUCGUUUUUGUUUAGUUGUUUGUUUAAGAUUGCAAAUCUGAUGAUAAUUGAUGACUAAGACGAAAUUUUAAUUGAAGGGCUUUUUAUUACUCUUCAGCUUGCUGUGUAAUUUAUAGAACCGACAGUACGACUAUAAAACAUACAAUUAAACAACUUGGCAACAGACUAAAAUGUUAUUCUUCAUUUAUAAAUUCAUUUCUGUCAUUGCUGGUUUUUGUUAAUAAUAAGCAAAUAAUUUAUUGACUUAUGAUAGUCAUUUAAAUAAUGUGCUAUAAGUAAGAUUACAUCAAUGUAUUUUGCCUAUGUUGCAACAUCUAUCAGCUACAGACUGCUCUAAAGCCACCAGGAAUAGGAGUCUCGAGACCCUUUAAAAUUAAAAACUGCAAAUACUG
This is a messenger RNA of Trichomycterus rosablanca, 4878 nucleotides long. RefSeq names its product BCL2 associated athanogene 6 (gene bag6). The coding region runs from base 173 to 3940 and encodes 1255 amino acids. Gene Ontology annotation, molecular function: misfolded protein binding; polyubiquitin modification-dependent protein binding. Gene Ontology annotation, cellular component: BAT3 complex. The transcript has 25 exons. The record is from RefSeq and is a predicted model, not a curated record. Lineage: Eukaryota; Metazoa; Chordata; Actinopteri; Siluriformes; Trichomycteridae.